GAUCGACUUUUAUUUUCAGGGACGCAGGGUCGUAUUGAGAUCAAUGCCUUCGUUUGGGUUCGGGGAUUUUGAUUCAUGUGGGGAGGGGUUUAUGCUUUGGAUAUAUUUACAGAGCUCAGCCUUGCUUGAGACUGCGCGGUAAGUUCUCGGUGCGCAACUACCGACAAUGAAUUCACGGAUGAACGAUCGAUGAAGAUAUAUUCCACAAUAGAAGAUACAUGAGUUACUCUGCAGGAAGAUAUAAAUGGGAAGUGCUGCGAUACCUGACAAAGAAGGAGCUGUCUCGCUUGACUUUAACCUUAAUUUGUCGUCCGAAGGCUAUGUCUCCUUCGUCUUUCCAACUCGAACAAACAUCCCCACGCACAGUCUUCCGCAACAGCAUUGUGAUCGAAAUAUCACCAAUGAAACCAUCUGAUGAUAUCUUUAUCACGGCACCGUUGACGUCUCAAAUCGACUGCCGCAGCCUUUCCCAGCCGUGCUAUUCAAACUCUCUCUCGCAUUUAGCCGCGACCCUUGGUGACGAAUACCAUACAUCGGCAGGCGCAGCACAUCGUGCACUUGCACUUGUCAUCCUGCAGCGAGCCAAGAUAAUGGAUAGCAAGAUACCACGGGGAGUGGGGGCGAUGUUGUGGGCGAAAGGAGGCAGCAUGGAAGGGCGACAAGCAUCGUGAACCUCCGACGAAUGUACAACCCCAAAUACACCAAACGCAUACCAUACUUGGACGAAAACAGCAGCGCACCAUACUCUCCAAUAUCUCACUGCUGCUUGAGCUUUCGAAAUCUGCGAUCCAGCUCUGCUCGGUGUUGGGGCUGGGCCUGGGGAUGUUUUGGUGUGGAAUCUUCGUCUAAAGGUCCAGGGAGAUACGGCCGUAUUUGAGUUCGUCGCGACUUUCGAACACGGCACAAGAGGCUCAAUUCAACGUUGGACGGCGUCGCCGGGCGUUCAGCCAUCCCGUCACUGUGAACCUUUUCUCCAGGAAGUCAUGACUCGCAGUACGUAUUCGACCCAAUCAAUACCCAGCAAAAGAAAACUUCGGAACGGAAAGGACCAGCGUGUCAGUCAAUAUUGCUUUUUGGCUUGGAAAUUCCACGAGGCUCUGUUCCAUCAGUCUGUCUCUCA
Molecule: messenger RNA, 1120 nt
Organism: Mollisia scopiformis
Lineage: Eukaryota; Fungi; Ascomycota; Leotiomycetes; Helotiales; Mollisiaceae
Exons: 1
Coding region: 219-671 (150 amino acids)
Source: RefSeq, a predicted model, not a curated record